AUGAAAUUACACCACCACUCAUGUGCUGCCUUUCUUGUGCUGCCUCUCUUGUGCUGCCUCUCUUGUGCUGCCUCUCUUGUGCUGCCUCUCAUGUGCUGCCUCUCUUUUGCUGCCUCUCUUGUGCUGCCUCUCUUGUGCUGCCUCUCUUGUGCUGCCUCUCUUGUGCUGCCUCUCUUGUGCUGCCUCUCUUUUGCUGCCUCUCUUGUGCUGCCUCUCUUGUGCUGCCUCUCUUGUGCUGCCUCUCUUGUGCUGCCUCUCUUGUGCUGCCUCACUUGUGCUGCCUCUCUUGUGCUGCCUCUCUUGUGCUGCCUCUCUUGUGCUGCCUCUCUUGUGCUGCCUCUCUUGUGCUGCCUCUCUUGUGCUGCCUCUCUUGUGCUGCCUCUCUUGUGCUGCCUCUCUUGUGCUGCCUCUCUUUUGCUGCCUCUCUUGUGCUGCCUCUCUUGUGCUGCCUCUCUUGUGCUGCUCUCUUGCUGCCUCUCUUGUGCUGCCUCUCUUGUGCUGCCUCUCUUGUGCUGCCUCUCUUGUGCUGCCUCUCUUGUGCUGCCUCUCUUGUGCUGCCUCUCUUGUGCUGCCUCUCUUGUGCUGCCUCUCUUGUGCUGCCUCUCUUGUGCUGCCUCUCUUGUGCUGCCUCUCUUGUGCUGCCUCUCUUGUGCUGCCUCUCUUGUGCUGCCUCUCUUGUGCUGCCUCUCUUGUGCUGCCUCUCUUGUGCUGCCUCUCUUGUGCUGCCUCUCUUGUGCUGCCUCUCUUGUGCUGCCUCUCUUGUGCUGCCUCUCUUGUGCUGCCUCUCUUGUGCUGCCUCUCUUGUGCUGCCUCUCUUGUGCUGCCUCUCUUGUGCUGCCUCCCUUGUGCUGCCUCUCUUGUGCUGCCUCUCUUGUGCUGCCUCUCUUGUGCUGCCUCUCUUGUGCUGCCUCUCUUGUGCUGCCUCUCUUGUGCUGCCUCUCUUGUGCUGCCUCUCUUGUGCUGCCUCUCUUGUGCUGCCUCUCAUGUGCUGCCUCUCUUGUGCUGCCUCUCUUGUGCUGCCUCUCUUGUGCUGCCUCUCUUGUGCUGCCUCUCAUUGUGCUGCCUCUCUUGUGCUGCCUCUCUUGUGCUGCCUCUCUUGUGCUGCCUCUCUUGUGCUGCCUCUCUUGUGCUGCCUCUCUUGUGCUGCCUCUCUUGUGCUGCCUCUCUUGUGCUGCCUCUCUUGUGCUGCCUCUCUUGUGCUGCCUCUCUUGUGCUGCCUCUCUUGUGCUGCCUCUCUUGUGCUGCCUCUCUUGUGCUGCCUCUCUUGUGCUGCCUCUCUUGUGCUGCCUCUCUUGUGCUGCCUCUCUUGUGCUGCCUCUCUUGUGCUGCCUCUCUUGUGCUGCCUCUCUUGUGCUGCCUCUCUUGUGCUGCCUCUCUUGUGCUGCCUCACUUGUGCUGCCUCUCUUGUGCUGCCUCUCUUGUGCUGCCUCUCUUGUGCUGCCUCUCUUGUGCUGCCUACCUUGUGCUUCCUCUCUUGUGCUGCCUCUCUUGUGCUGCCUCUCUUGUGCUGCCUCUCUUGUGAUGCCUCUCUUGUGCUGCCUCUCUUGUGCUGCCUCUCUUGUGCUGCCUCUCUUGUCCUGCCUCUCUUGUGCUGCCUCUCUUGUGCUGCCUCUCUUGUGCUGCCUCUCUUGUGCUGCCUCUCUUGUGCUGCCUCUCUUGUGCUGCCUCUCUUGUGCUGCCUCUCUUGUGCUGCCUCUCUUGUGCUGCCUCUCUUGUGCUGCCUCUCUUGUGCUGCCUCUCUUGUGCUGCCUCUCUUGUGCUGCCUCUCUUGUGCUGCCUCUCUUGUGCUGCCUCUCUUGUGCUGCCUCUCUUGUGCUGCCUCUCUUGUGCUGCCUCUCUUGUGCUGCCUCUCUUGUGCUGCCUCUCUUGUGCUGCCUCUCUUGUGCUGCCUCUCUUGUGCUGCCUCUCUUGUGCUGCCUCUCUUGUGCUGCCUCUCUUGUGCUGCCUCACUUGUGCUGCCUCUCUUGUGCUGCCUCUCUUGUGCUGCCUCUCUUGUGCUGCCUCUCUUGUGCUGCCUCUCUUGUGCUGCCUCUCUUGUGCUGCCUCUCUUGUGCUGCCUCUCUUGUGCUGCCUCUCUUGUGCUGCCUCUCUUGUGCUGCCUCUCUUGUGCUGCCUCUCUUGUGCUGCCUCUCUUGUGCUGCCUCUCUUGUGCUGCCUCACUUGUGCUGCCUCUCUUGUGCUGCCUCUCUUGUGCUGCCUCUCUUGUGCUGCCUCUCUUUUGCUGCCUCCCUUGUGCUUCCUCUCUUGUGCUGCCUCUCUUGUGCUGCCUCUCUUGUGCUGCCUCUCUUGUGCUGCCUCUCUUGUGCUGCCUCUCUUGUGCUGCCUCUCUUGUGCUGUCUCUCUUGUGCUGCCUCUCUUGUGCUGCCUCUCUUGUGCUGCCUCUCUUGUGCUGCCUCUCUUGUGCUGCCUCUCUUGUGCUGCCUCACUUGUGCUGCCUCUCUUGUGCUGCCUCUCUUGUGCUGCCUCUCUUGUGCUGCCUCUCUUGUGCUGCCUCUCUUGUGCUGCCUCUCUUGUGCUGCCUCUCUUGUGCUGCCUCUCUUGUGCUGGCUCUCUUGUGCUGCCUCCCUUGUGCUGCCUCUCUUGUGCUGCCUCUCUUGUGCUGCCUCUCUUGUGCUGCCUCUCUUGUGCUGCCUCUCUUGUGCUGCCUCUCUUGUGCUGCCUCUCUUGUGCUGCCUCUCUUGUGCUGCCUCACUUGUGCUGCCUCUCUUGUGCUGCCUCUCUUGUGCUGCCUCUCUUGUGCUGCCUCUCUUGUGCUGCCUCCCUUGUGCUUCCUCUCUUGUGCUGCCUCUCUUGUGCUGCCUCUCUUGUGCUGCCUCUCUUGUGCUGCCUCUCUUGUGCUGCCUCUCUUGUGCUGCCUCUCUUGUGCUGCCUCUCUUGUGCUGCCUCUCUUGUGCUGCCUCUCUUGUGCUGCCUCUCUUGUGCUGCCUCUCUUGUGCUGCCUCUCUUGUGCUGCCUCUCUUGUGCUGCCUCUCUUGUGCUGCCUCUCUUGUGCUGCCUCCUUGUGCUGCCUCUCUUGUGCUGCCUCUCUUGUGCUGCCUCUCUUGUGCUGCCUCUCUUGUGCUGCCUCUCUUGUGCUGCCUCUCUUGUGCUGCCUCUCUUGUGCUGCCUCCCUUGUGCUGCCUCUCUUGUGCUGCCUCUCUUGUGCUGCCUCUCUUGUGCUGCCUCUCUUGUGCUGCCUCUCUUGUGCUGCCUCUCUUGUGCUGCCUCACUUGUGCUGCCUCUCUUGUGCUGCCUCUCUUGUGCUGCCUCUCUUGUGCUGCCUCUCUUGUGCUGCCUCUCUUGUGCUGCCUCUCUUGUGCUGCCUCUCUUGUGCUGCCUCUCUUGUGCUGCCUCUCUUGUGCUGCCUCUCUUGUGCUGCCUCUCUUGUGCUGCCUCUCUUGUGCUGCCUCUCUUGUGCUGCCUCUCUUGUGCUGCCUCACUUGUGCUGCCUCUCUUGUGCUGCCUCUCUUGUGCUGCCUCUCUUGUGCUGCCUCUCUUUGCUGCCUCCCUUGUGCUUCCUCUCUUGUGCUGCCUCUCUUGUGCUGCCUCUCUUGUGCUGCCUCUCUUGUGCUGCCUCUCUUGUGCUGCCUCUCUUGUGCUGCCUCUCUUGUGCUGCCUCUCUUGUGCUGCCUCUCUUGUGCUGCCUCUCUUGUGCUGCCUCUCUUGUGCUGCCUCUCUUGUGCUGCCUCUCUUGUGCUGCCUCUCUUGUGCUGCCUCUCUUGUGCUGCCUCUCUUGUGCUGCCUCUCUUGUGCUGCCUCUCUUGUGCUGCCUCUCUUGUGCUGCCUCUCUUGUGCUGCCUCUCUUGUGCUGCCUCUCUUGUGCUGCCUCUCUUGUGCUGCCUCUCUUGUGCUGCCUCUCUUGUGCUGCCUCUCUUGUGCUGCCUCUCUUGUGCUGCCUCUCUUGUGCUGCCUCUCUUGUGCUGCCUCUCUUGUGCUGCCUCUCUUGUGCUGCCUCUCUUGUGCUGCCUCUCUUGUGCUGCCUCUCUUGUGCUGCCUCACUUGUGCUGCCUCUCUUGUGCUGCCUCUCUUGUGCUGCCUCUCUUGUGCUGCCUCUCUUGUGCUGCCUCCCUUGUGCUUCCUCUCUUGUGCUGCCUCUCUUGUGCUGCCUCUCUUGUGCUGCCUCUCUCGUGCUGCCUCUCUUGUGCUGCCUCUCUUGUGCUGCCUCUCUUGUGCUGCCUCUCUUGUGCUGCCUCUCUUGUGCUGCCUCUCUUGUGCUGCCUCUCUUGUGCUGCCUCUCUUGUGCUGCCUCUCUUGUGCUGCCUCUCUUGUGCUGCCUCUCUUGUGCUGCCUCUCUUGUGCUGCCUCUCUUGUGCUGCCUCUCUUGUGCUGCCUCUCUUGUGCUGCCUCUCUUGUGCUGCCUCUCUUGUGCUGCCUCUCUUGUGCUGCCUCUCUUGUGCUGCCUCUCUUGUGCUGCCUCUCUUGUGCUGCCUCUCUUGUGCUGCCUCUCUUGUGCUGCCUCUCUUGUGCUGCCUCUCUUGUGCUGCCUCUCUUGUGCUGCCUCUCUUGUGCUGCCUCUCUUGUGCUGCCUCUCUUGUGCUGCCUCUCUUGUGCUGCCUCUCUUGUGCUGCCUCUCUUGUGCUGCCUCUCUUGUGCUGCCUCUCUUGUGCUGCCUCUCUUGUGCUGCCUCUCUUGUGCUGCCUCUCUUGUGCUGCCUCUCUUGUGCUGCCUCUCUUGUGCUGCCUCUCUUGUGCUGCCUCGUGCUGCCUCUCUUGUGCUGCCUCUCUUGUGCUGCCUCUCUUGUGCUGCCUCUCUUGUGCUGCCUCUCUUGUGCUGCCUCUCUUGUGCUGCCUCUCUUGUGCUGCCUCUCUUGUGCUGCCUCUCUUGUGCUGCCUCUCUUGUGCUGCCUCUCUUGUGCUGCCUCUCUUGUGCUGCCUCUCUUGUGCUGCCUCUCUUGUGCUGCCUCUCUUGUGCUGCCUCUCUUGUGCUGCCUCUCUUGUGCUGCCUCUCUUGUGCUGCCUCUCUUGUGCUGCCUCUCUUGUGCUGCCUCUCUUGUGCUGCCUCUCUUGUGCUGCCUCUCUUGUGCUGUCCUCUCUUGUGCUGCCUCUCUUGUGCUGCCUCUCUUGUGCUGCCUCUCUUGUGCUGCCUCUCUUGUGCUGCCUCUCUUGUGCUGCCUCACUUGUGCUGCCUCUCUUGUGCUGCCUCUCUUGUGCUGCCUCUCUUGUGCUGCCUCUCUUGUGCUGCCUCUCUUGUGCUGCCUCUCUUGUGCUGCCUCUCUUGUGCUGCCUCUCUUGUGCUGCCUCCCUUGUGCUGCCUCUCUUGUGCUGCCUCUCUUGUGCUGCCUCUCUUGUGCUGCCUCUCUUGUGCUGCCUCUCUUGUGCUGCCUCUCUUGUGCUGCCUCUCUUGUGCUGCCUCUCUUGUGCUGCCUCACUUGUGCUGCCUCUCUUGUGCUGCCUCUCUUGUGCUGCCUCUCUUGUGCUGCCUCUCUUGUGCUGCCUCCCUUGUGCUUCCUCUCUUGUGCUGCCUCUCUUGUGCUGCCUCUCUUGUGCUGCCUCUCUUGUGCUGCCUCUCUUGUGCUGCCUCUCUUGUGCUGCCUCUCUUGUGCUGCCUCUCUUGUGCUGCCUCUCUUGUGCUGCCUCUCUUGUGCUGCCUCUCUUGUGCUGCCUCUCUUGUGCUGCCUCUCUUGUGCUGCCUCUCAUGUGCUGCCUCUCUUGUGCUGCCUCUCUUGUGCUGCCUCUCUUGUGCUGCCUCUCUUGUGCUGCCUCUCAUGUGCUGCCUCUCUUGUGCUGCCUCUCUUGUGCUGCCUCUCUUGUGCUGCCUCUCUUGUGCUGCCUCUCUUGUGCUGCCUCUCUUGUGCUGCCUCACUUGUGCUGCCUCUCUUGUGCUGCCUCUCUUGUGCUGCCUCUCUUGUGCUGCCUCUCUUGUGCUGCCUCUCUUGUGCUGCCUCUCUUGUGCUGCCUCUCUUGUGCUGCCUCUCUUGUGCUGCCUCUCUUGUGCUGCCUCCCUUGUGCUGCCUCUCUUGUGCUGCCUCUCUUGUGCUGCCUCUCUUGUGCUGCCUCUCUUGUGCUGCCUCUCUUGUGCUGCCUCUCUUGUGCUGCCUCUCUUGUGCUGCCUCUCUUGUGCUGCCUCACUUGUGCUGCCUCUCUUGUGCUGCCUCUCUUGUGCUGCCUCUCUUGUGCUGCCUCUCUUGUGCUGCCUCCUUGUGCUUCCUCUCUUGUGCUGCCUCUCUUGUGCUGCCUCUCUUGUGCUGCCUCUCUUGUGCUGCCUCUCUUGUGCUGCCUCUCUUGUGCUGCCUCUCUUGUGCUGCCUCUCUUGUGCUGCCUCUCUUGUGCUGCCUCUCUUGUGCUGCCUCUCUUGUGCUGCCUCUCUUGUGCUGCCUCUCUUGUGCUGCCUCUCUUGUGCUGCCUCUCAUGUGCUGCCUCUCUUGUGCUGCCUCUCUUGUGCUGCCUCUCUUGUGCUGCCUCUCUUGUGCUGCCUCUCAUGUGCUGCCUCUCUUGUGCUGCCUCUCUUGUGCUGCCUCUCUUGUGCUGCCUCUCUUGUGCUGCCUCUCUUGUGCUGCCUCUCUUGUGCUGCCUCUCUUGUGCUGCCUCUCUUGUGCUGCCUCUCUUGUGCUGCCUCUCUUGUGCUGCCUCUCUUGUGCUGCCUCUCUUGUGCUGCCUCUCUUGUGCUGCCUCUCUUGUGCUGCCUCUCUUGUGCUGCCUCUCUUGUGCUGCCUCUCUUGUGCUGCCUCUCUUGUGCUGCCUCUCUUGUGCUGCCUCUCUUGUGCUGCCUCUCUUGUGCUGCCUCUCUUGUGCUGCCUCUCUUGUGCUGCCUCUCUUGUGCUGCCUCUCUUGUGCUGCCUCUCUUGUGCUGCCUCUCUUGUGCUGCCUCUCUUGUGCUGCCUCUCUUGUGCUGCCUCUCUUGUGCUGCCUCUCUUGUGCUGCCUCUCUUGUGCUGCCUCUCUUGUGCUGCCUCUCUUGUGCUGCCUCUCUUGUGCUGCCUCUCUUGUGCUGCCUCUCUUGUGCUGCCUCUCUUGUGCUGCCUCUCUUGUGCUGCCUCUCUUGUGCUGCCUCUCUUGUGCUGCCUCUCUUGUGCUGCCUCUCUUGUGCUGCCUCUCUUGUGCUGCCUCUCUUGUGCUGCCUCUCUUGUGCUGCCUCACUUGUGCUGCCUCUCUUGUGCUGCCUCUCUUGUGCUGCCUCUCUUGUGCUGCCUCUCUUGUGCUGCCUCUCUUGUGCUGCCUCUCUUGUGCUGCCUCUCUUGUGCUGCCUCUCUUGUGCUGCCUCUCUUGUGCUGCCUCUCUUGUGCUGCCUCUCUUGUGCUGCCUCUCUUGUGCUGCCUCUCUUGUGCUGCCUCACUUGUGCUGCCUCUCUUGUGCUGCCUCUCUUGUGCUGCCUCUCUUGUGCUGCCUCUCUUGUGCUGCCUCCCUUGUGCUUCCUCUCUUGUGCUGCCUCUCUUGUGCUGCCUCUCUUGUGCUGCCUCUCUUGUGAUGCCUCUCUUGUGCUGCCUCUCUUGUGCUGCCUCUCUUGUGCUGCCUCUCUUGUCCUGCCUCUCUUGUGCUGCCUCUCUUGUGCUGCCUCUCUUGUGCUGGCACGGCAGGGCCAUGCCUGCAAUGGGCUUCCUAUUUCUCCCCAACCUCCUCGUUUCCACUCCCUUGGUGGCAGGUACUGCGAGUGCUUUGCGGCGGGGCUGUACUGCGAGGGGUGCAACUGCGUCAACUGCUGCAACGCGCCCGCCAACGAGGCGCAGCGGCACGAGGCCGUGCUCGCCGUGCUCGACCGCAACCCCAACGCCUUCCGCCCCAAAAUCGCCCCCCACAGCCCCUCCCACGCCCCCGCUUCGGGCGAGGCGGCGCGCGUGCACACGCCGGUGGCGGGACGGCACCGCGCGGGGUGCCACUGCCGCAAGAGCGGGUGUCUGAAGAAGUACUGCGAGUGCUUCCAGGCCAACGUGCUGUGCGGCGCCAACUGCAAGUGCGCCGAUUGCAAGAACUACGACGGCAGCCUCGACCGCCAGGCCGUUGUUGCCGGCCUCGCUGCUGCUGCCGCUGCGGCGGCCGUGACACCCAUCAAGUUUGAGAUGUCAGCCUACCAGCGCAUGGUCACCCCCACCAAGGCCUCCGCCUUCACGCCUCCUGCUGUGCGCCCUGGCCUUCACGCCCACACAUCCCUGCACUCCCACACAUCCCCGCACGCCCAUGCACAUGCUCGCACACCCUCUCACUCGCUCGCUCACUCGCACUCCUACCCUCCCUUUCGCCCCCACCACUCCCCUGUGCCUGCCCAUGCUACUGCUGCUGCUGCUGGCGGUGCCAUGGGCGGUGGGAUUGGCGCGGCAUGGGAUGGGAGGGGCGGGGGGCAUGUGGUGGCAGGAGGGAGUCCCGAGGGCAGCAACAUGCACAUGCACCCUCCUGCCGCCUUGAGGUACGCGCUGGCUGAGCUGGGAGGGUGUGAGGUGUGGGCAGCAGACGGUAUGUUUCCCUUGAGUGAGUAUCACGGGAAUGCAGUUCCCCGUCCCUUUCAUCUCCUUUCCAUCCCCUCGUCCCUUUGUCCCUGUCUCCUCUCACUCACCCUGUCUCCUCUCACUCACCCUGUCUCCUCUCAUUCACACUGUCUCCUCUCACUCACCCUGUCUCCUCUCACUCACCCUGUCUCCUCUCACUUACCAUGUCUCCUCUCACUCACCCUGUCUCCUCUCACUCACCCUGUCUCCUCUCACUCACCUUGUCUCCUCGAACCCCUGCCGGCCCAACCUCCCCCUCCCCACAUGCCCCGCAGGUCGCCCCCCCCGCACCCCCCCAUGGUGGGCCUCUCCCCCUCCCGCGCGGCCUCCACGCCCGCCCUGCCCUCCUCCUCAGCGCGCUCGUCCCUCUCCUCGUGGGCGGCGCGGCGCACAUGCAUGCUCAUGGCGGCGCUGGCGUGGGGCGUUCAGCACGAGUACUCUGCGUGCAGUGAGUGGCAUAUCACAAGUCACUCAUAUGCCUCUCUUGCCACCCAUUCGCACGCUCGUCGCUCGCUUGGAAUGCGAAAUGCUUAUGUUGCCUUCCAAUCGGCCUAG
Molecule: messenger RNA, 8949 nt
Organism: Closterium sp. Naga37s-1
Lineage: Eukaryota; Viridiplantae; Streptophyta; Zygnematophyceae; Desmidiales; Closteriaceae
Source: the annotation of a GenBank genome assembly